Messenger RNA from Archocentrus centrarchus (flier cichlid), 2248 nucleotides. It is a transcript of the gene gusb, whose product is annotated as glucuronidase, beta. Gene Ontology annotation, biological process: carbohydrate metabolic process. Lineage: Eukaryota; Metazoa; Chordata; Actinopteri; Cichliformes; Cichlidae. The record is from RefSeq and is a predicted model, not a curated record. Gene Ontology annotation, molecular function: beta-glucuronidase activity; carbohydrate binding. The coding region runs from base 68 to 1981 and encodes 637 amino acids. The transcript is spliced from 12 exons.
GACCUCCGAAGAGGCAAUAAAAAGCCCGGGGUCUGUCUCCGAGAGGACAGCAGGAGAGGGCUUCAGGAUGUCCGUACCUGGAAGCUUCGCGGUGCUCCGUGUUUUGUGGCUGCUCGCCGUGUUUGACACGGUGUUCCCGCUGGACGGCGGCAUGCUCUUUCCCCGGGAGUCCUCCUCCAGAGAGGUGAAGGAGCUGAACGGGCUCUGGCAUUUCAGGGCUGACAGGUCCCCGAAGAGGAACGAGGGCUUCGAGAGGGCUUGGUACAACCGGUCCCUGGCAGAGACUGGCCCGGUGAUUGAAAUGCCAGUUCCUGCCAGCUACAACGACAUCACGCAGGACCCCACGCUGAGAGAUUUCAUUGGCUGGGUGUGGUACGAGCGAGAGGUGGUCGUGCCUGCCCGCUGGAUCGCUGACGAGGGAACACGAGUGGUUCUUAGAGUGGGAAGUGCUCACUAUUAUUCAGUAGUGUGGGUGAAUGGUGUGAAAGUGACAGAGCAUGAAGGUGGCCAUCUUCCUUUUGAAGCAGAGAUUGGCAGUUUAAUCCGCAGAGACCCAACCGGGCCGUGCAGAAUCACCAUUGCUGUCAACAACACUCUGACUCUGGAGACCCUUCCUCCAGGCACCAUCCAGUACAUGAAUGACUCCACCAGGUAUCCUGAUGGGUAUUUUGUGCAGAACAUCAACUUUGAUUUCUUCAACUAUGCUGGGAUACAUCGUCCCGUACUGUUGUACACUACUCCUAAGGUGUACGUGGAUGACAUCACAGUGGAGACUAACUUCAUGGAUAACACUGGUCUACUCAGAUACAAAGUAUCUGUUAAUGGAGGCGGCAACAACACCCUGAAUGUUGCACUGAUUGACAAAGAUGGCCACCGUGUGGCCUCCUCCAACAAGCCAUCUGGAGUGCUCAGAGUGGUAGAUGUGAAACUGUGGUGGCCAUACUUGAUGCACGAGAAUCCAGGCUACCUUUACUCUAUGGAGGUCCACCUAACUGCAGUCAGUGAGUCAUCAGCAUAUGAGGAUGUGUACACUCUGCCAGUCGGCAUCCGCACAGUCAACGUUACCAGCACCCAGUUCCUCAUCAACAACAAGCCGUUCUAUUUCCAUGGGGUCAAUAAGCAUGAGGACUCUGAUAUUCGAGGUAAAGGCUUGGACUGGCCCCUAAUGGUCAAGGACUUUAACUUAAUGAAGUGGUUGGGGGCCAACUCGUUCCGUACCAGCCACUACCCCUAUGCUGAGGAGAUCCUGCAGAUGUGUGAUCGCCAUGGCAUUGUGGUGAUAGAUGAGUGCCCAGGGGUGGGCAUCAAAGACAUUCGCAGUUUUGGAAACGCCUCUCUCUCCCAUCACCUGGUUGUCAUGGACGAGCUUGUGCGUAGGGACAAGAACCAUCCCUCUGUGGUCAUGUGGUCAGUAGCCAAUGAGCCUGCUGCAGAGCUGCUACCUGCUAAAUUUUAUUUCAAGACUUUGAUAAAGCACACCAAAGCUCUGGACCAGACCCGACCCGUCACCUAUAUCACAAUGACUAACUAUGACAGGGACCAAGGGGCUCCCUAUGUAGAUGUAGUGUGUGUAAACAGUUACUUCUCCUGGUACCGUGAUUCAGGCCACCUGGAGGUCAUUCCCAUCCAACUCAACACUCAGUUUGAGAACUGGUACAGAAAGUACCAGAAACCCAUCAUCCAGAGUGAAUAUGGAGCAGAUGCAGUGGCAGGGCUUCACACAGAUCCACCUGUGAUGUUCUCUGAGGAGUACCAGAGUGCUCUCCUGCAGAGCUACCAUGAUGUGUUUGACCAGAAGAGGAAGCAGUAUGUCAUUGGUGAACUGAUCUGGAACUUUGCUGACUUCAUGACUACACAAGGAAUCUUUCGUGUGGUUGGGAACAAGAAGGGUAUUUUCACAAGGCAAAGGCAGCCCAAAGCAUCAGCCUUCAUCCUGAAGAGGAGAUACUGGAGACUGGCUAAUGAGAUGUUUUCUAAUUAAUACCCUAGUUCAAAAUGGGAUGAUGUGUGAAAUAUAAAUGAAAACAGAAUGCAAUGAUUUGCUAAUCUCUAAAACUAAACCUCCAUUGUAUUUAUAAUCAUUUUAAAAUAACAUUAAAUGAAGUUUUAUGCACUGAUCAGCCAGUUAAUCAAUUUUUAGCUUUUUUUCCCCCCAUGACAUGAUUGUUGACAGAUAAUACUCUGUAAUACUGUGUUUUUGCACUAGCUGUUAGUUUUCUAUAGCAAUCCAAUAAACAUCAGUGUUGUC